Molecule: messenger RNA, 2496 nt
Organism: Klebsormidium nitens
Lineage: Eukaryota; Viridiplantae; Streptophyta; Klebsormidiophyceae; Klebsormidiales; Klebsormidiaceae
Source: the annotation of a GenBank genome assembly
CAGCUGGCAACUGGUGUAGGUACCUGAGCCAAAUUUUUUGCACAGCUGGCCCAAACAAGAAGACGACCUGUGCGCCCCCUCUUGUUUCUGAGCUUGCAAAAUUGCUUCCUUCCGACCAUUGUCCCCGCUCUGGCAGUACCUAUUUUUGCUUUUCUUGGGGGCAGUGCAUAGGUGUUGUGGGAUCCCUUGAAGAAAAGAUAGAGGAAAGCCCGAUUCUACUACGAGCCGAUGCUCUCACAAAUCGUUCCUGCUCCCUUGCUGUGCAACAGAGGCUGUGCUCUUCUCAAGCAUGCUCACAGCUAACAGACAGUCGCGUUCUUUGCGGUACAAUGCAGAAUCAGUUUGAGAAACACAUUCAUGAGCGUUGCCCUUGAUAGAACCAUUGUUAAGGCAUUUGAAAAAGAUGGGCAACUGCUUUGGGGAGCCAGCGGAGGUUGAAGCAAAGGACAGCUGGCUCGAUGAAAAGACGAAAAUUGGGGCGGGGGCACAUUUAAGAGAUGAUUACAAAGUUUUGGGAGGCAGCAUUGGGUAUGGCAGGGUGGCGACUGUCAGGCAAGGAGUCGAAAAGAGGACGGGAAGGAAGGUGGCCAUCAAGGCCUGCUCCAAGAAGGUGCUGUCCACUCGGCCCGCCAGAAUAAGCAAGGUCUCAGAGAUUCACGCCCUGCAGAAGAUAUUUGAGGGGCACGCACACACAAAUAAGGUGGUGGAGCUGUAUGCCACGUACGAAGACGCCAUUUACUUUUACAUCGUCAUGGAGCUCUGCAGUGGCGGAGACCUCUUCCAAAACCUUGCAACGCGGGACGUCUUCCUGGAGCAGGACGCUGCCUACAUAAUCCAGCAGCUGCUUCUGGCGAUCCAGCACUGCCAUGCCCACCGAGUGGUGCACCGAGACCUGAAGCCGGAGAACAUUCUAUUUGUGAACGACCACUCCUUCGACAUCAAGCUCGUCGACUUUGGCAGCGCGGCCAUAGUCGACGACUCCACCGUUCUGCGCGACUUUAUGGCGACCCCUUUCUAUGCGGCGCCCGAAGUGUGGGAGCGGCACUACGGGCCCGAAUGCGACAUCUGGAGCAUCGGGGCGAUCCUGUACGUGCUGGUCGGGGGCCUACCGCCUGCGCUUACGCGGCAGACGGCGCACAAGAACCCUACCUGGGUCGACUUGCAGGCCGGCAAGGUGACGGGCCUCCCAGAGCACAUCUCGCCCGAGCUGCGCGACCUGCUGACGCAGCUGGUGGAGCCGGACCCGGAGAAGCGGGUCACCGCGUCGGCGGCGCUGCAGCACCGCUGGAUCCGGGGCGAGGGGCAGCAGAACGCGCGCAACCUGGAGGGGUCCAUCCGCAACAUCCGGGCGUACCAAAAGAUCCGCCAGUUUCAAAAGGCGGCCGUUGUGCUGCUCUCUGUGACCGUCGAUUCCGACCAGAUGACUCUGCUCGCAAACAAGAUCCGGCAACUGAAGGGAAGCAGCGGCGACCUUACCGAGCUGGAACUGGAGGCGCUGGUCGCCGACGUCGGGUUGAAAGAGCAGGCGAGCCAGCUGGUCGCCCUGCGCGUGCGCAUGCUUGGAACCGACGAGAGCGACGCGUUUCUUUCGUUUGAUGCCGCGGACUUUCUCGAGAUCCUGGAGUGUCGGCAGCUGGCCGCCCAGCAGAGAAGGUCGCGGGGCCGGAAAGGGUCCGGCCGGCGUGCCGCGCAAACCCUGGAUAGGAUUGACGAGUUGUCGGUCGCGGGGCCGAGGAUCUCUUUUGAUGAGAGCGGAGAUGGUCGUGCGCACAUGAGUCGUUUGGGGAGCAAGGGGCGGUCGUGGCACCAUUUAGAUACGCUGGGAUCGUUAGAGAGGAUAGCAGAUGGAGACGAAGUGGAGGACGAACAGUCCUCGUCACCGAUCAUGCUGAGUCGGGCAAAGACUUCGUCGCCCCUUGCGAAAGUCCUCAAGGCUGGAGGAGAAAAGCUGUCCCCGAAGAAGAGGAAACAAAAACUCGACCGCCUAGUCACAGUGCAUGGUCCAGGCUUAUACGCUGCGCUCAUGAGGAGCGGUGAAGCAGACGGUAUGCGAACCCAUAGUUCAAAAGAAUAAUGCCUUGUUGUGAGCUUGCAUAAUCCGCCCCUCCGCUUCUGUGUUGAAAAGCUCAUGCAACUUUAAUCUAACCACAUCUGCCCCGGAAAGUGAUGUGGAGUGAAUGCAAGGUGCUUGCAGUAGUGCUAGUGUACAAUCCAAUAGGAUCGUCAUCAUUGAAAGGUAAACCGAAAGAUUCUUUUCUUAUAAGUUUGUGUGUAGAUAAGUCUACCGAGUAAGUUAAGGUUCGGUAUGGAGGUCAUAUAAUUGAAAAUCACAAUGCUGGUAAAUCGUAUGCAAUUACGUCGUUUCUUGCUGGGGUUUGUCACAAUUGAGGAGUGAAAUCAGGAGACCUCUUAGCGUGUGAUCCUAGCUCGCAUCCAUCAGGCAAGAGCUUGCAGGAGAAGUUCGCUGAGAAAGAUGCAAUGAUAAGUGGGGGCCAG